AUGGCUGAUGACAAUCCAUACCGGGAUGAUGAGGCAUUGGAAGAGGAGGAGGAAAUCGAUGAGACUGGCUACAAAGCAGUAAAGGACGCCGUGCUCUUCGCCAUCGAAGUCAGCGAUUCAAUGUUGACUCCGCGUCCAUCAUCUGAUCCUAAGAAGAGAGUGGAAGAAUCACCGACCACCGCGGCUUUGAAAUGCGCAUACCACCUCAUGCAACAACGCAUUAUAUCCAAUCCCCGUGACAUGAUCGGCGUAUUACUGUACGGGACACAGGCGUCCAAAUUCUAUGACGAGGAUGAGAACAGCCGUGGGGAUCUAUCCUAUCCUCACUGCUACCUUUUUACGGAUCUAGAUGUCCCUUCAGCACGAGAGGUGAAAGAACUCCGAGCUCUGGCAGAGGACGAAGGGAAAGCAAGAGAUGUGCUCGUGCCAUCGAAAGAGCGGGUCUCCAUGGCCAAUGUACUUUUCUGUGCGAAUCAGAUAUUCACGUCCAAAGCUCCCAACUUUCUAUCCCGGCGAUUGUUCAUCGUCACAGACAAUGAUAACCCUCACGGGGAUAGUAAGAGUCAGCGAUCAGCUGCCACCGUCCGCGCGAAAGAUCUCUACGAUCUGGGGGUGACCAUUGAGCUGUUUCCGAUCUCUCGGCCUGAGCAUGAGUUCGACAGCUCCAAGUUCUAUGACGAUAUCAUCUACAGAACCUCACCAACUGAUGCAGAGGCUCCUGUGUACUUGAAAGACGAUUCAAAGGCGUCGACUGCCUCCGGAGAUGGGAUUUCGCUGCUGAACGGCCUCCUGUCCAGCAUAAAUUCCCGGUCGGUCCCGCGCCGGGCGCAUUUUUCGAACAUGCCGCUGGAGCUUGGGCCGAACUUCAAGAUCUCCGUGACAGGAUAUCUCUUGUUCAAACGCCAGGCACCUGCACGCAGCUGUUAUGUCUGGCUUGGCGGGGAGAAGCCUCAGAUCGUCAAAGGCGUAACUACCCAGAUCGCAGAUGAUACUGCUCGCACCGUUGAAAAGUCAGAGAUACGGAAAGCAUACAAAUUUGGUAAUGAUCAGGUGUCCUUCACUUCCGAGGAGCAAAAGGCCCUGAGACACUUCGGCGACCCAGUGAUCCGUAUCAUUGGAUUCAAGCCACUCUCCGCUCUCCCUUUCUGGGCCAACGUCAAGCACCCAUUCUUCAUCUACCCUUCUGAGGAGGAUUACGUGGGCUCAACGCGUGUAUUCUCUGCUUUGCACCAGAAGCUCUUGAAGGAUCACAAGAUGGCUCUUGUCUGGUUCAUUCCCCGCAAAAACGCGGCUCCAGUGCUGGGCGCAAUGAUGGCGGGUGAAGAGAAGGUCGACGAAAAUGGCGUCCAGAAAUUUCCUCCUGGAAUGUGGAUUAUACCCCUACCAUACGCGGACGAUGUUCGACAAAAUCCCGAAACAACACUGAAUGUAGCGCCAGAGCCCUUGAUCGACCAAAUGCGGACAAUCGUGCAACAGCUGCAGCUUCCCAAGGCAUCAUACGAACCGCAGAAAUUUCCAAAUCCAUCGCUCCAAUGGCAUUAUCGCAUUCUGCAGGCCCUUGCACUGGAUGAAGACCUUCCUGAAAAGCCCGAAGACAAAACAAUACCGAAAUACCGCCAGAUUGACAAGCGUGCUGGGGAGUACGUCCUGUCGUGGGCAGACGAAUUAGAAAAACAGUACGCGACACCGGCAGCGCAUGGCCCAAAGAGCACCUUGGUGAAACGGAGCGCCAAGGACCGAGCCGCCGAUGGCGACGAAGCUUCCAGUCAUCCGUCAAAACGGAUCAAGUCAGAGAGCGGGCCUGAAGGAGUGGAGGUCGAGGUCCGGCUUCACUAUGAGAAAGGAAGCCUUUCGAAGCUUACUGUAGCGGUUCUCAAGGACUUUCUGACCGCUCAUGGGCGCUCGACAGCGGGAAAGAAAGCGGAUCUCAUUGAGCGAGUCGAGGAGUACAUGGAGUCUAAAUGA
This is a messenger RNA of Aspergillus viridinutans, 1965 nucleotides long. It is a transcript of the gene akuA, whose product is annotated as putative DSB repair complex subunit Ku70. The transcript is spliced from 6 exons. NCBI's taxonomy places the organism in Eukaryota, Fungi, Ascomycota, Eurotiomycetes, Eurotiales, Aspergillaceae. The coding region runs from base 1 to 1965 and encodes 654 amino acids. Gene Ontology annotation, cellular component: nucleus; Ku70:Ku80 complex. Gene Ontology annotation, biological process: cellular response to X-ray; telomere maintenance; double-strand break repair via nonhomologous end joining. The record is from RefSeq and is a predicted model, not a curated record. Gene Ontology annotation, molecular function: DNA helicase activity; double-stranded DNA binding; damaged DNA binding.